Messenger RNA from Closterium sp. Naga37s-1, 1032 nucleotides. NCBI's taxonomy places the organism in Eukaryota, Viridiplantae, Streptophyta, Zygnematophyceae, Desmidiales, Closteriaceae. The record is from the annotation of a GenBank genome assembly.
AUGGAGGUCCUCAUGGCUGUCCAGAAUGGCGCACAGAAGUCGCAGGUCCUCCCGCGCUCCUCCUCCUCCCCAGGCCUGCAGCUGCAGCACGCCGCCUCGCACCUGCCGCUGAGCAAGAGCCUGUCCAAGGUCACGUCGUUCGGCAUCUCGCAGCGCCAGCCGCCCGUGCGCGGCGCCGACGGGCUGUGCGCCAUCUACUUCCGCGACCGCGACGCCUUUCCCGAGAUCGACUCCUUCACUCUCCACAUGGCGCAAAAGUACAAGCUGGACCUGGUGGAGACGGGCGAUUCCUUCAAGGAGGGGCUCACCGCGCUGCAGCAGCAGCGGCCCGUCAAAGCCAUCUUCCUGGGCGUGCGAAGCAUCGACCCCAAUGGGAAGGGGCAGGAGGUGUUUUCGGCGAGCUCGCCCGGGUGGCCCGAGUUUAUGCGCGUGAACGUGAUUCUCCACUGGACCUACCGCGACGUCUGGGAGUUCCUGCUGCUCACGCGCGUGCCCUACUGCUGCCUCUACGACCAGGGGUACACGUCGAUCGGAGGCGUGCACGACACGCUUCCCAACCACGCACUGCUAGUCAACGACGCUGCGCACUGGAUGGCCUCCGCCUCGCAGCCCCCCGCCCUCUGCCCCUCGCUCUGGCUGCUCGCGUGCCGCCAGAUGUCCCUCGCGCGCACCUGCACCUGCUGCUGCUGCUCGCGAGCCCCCCCUGCCUCCGCGCCCCUCUCCGCCCCCGCGCCCGCCGCUGACCCCCCAGCACUGCCGCGGACUUCAAUAGGGGGAACGCACCUGCCGGCUUACUUUCUCGUGGACGAGGGGCUUGAGAGGGCCGGACGGGGGAAGAGGGCAGGCGGCGACAGCAGCAUGAGGGAGCAGCAGACGGCGCUUGAGAAGGCCGAGGGCGAGAGGGAGGUGGACGGAGGAGGCAAGGAGCCGCUGGAAGGCUCGGGUGGGGUGGAGACGGCAGUGGUGCAAGGGGGUGCGAUGAGGUGUGGCGGGCGGAAGGGCGCGACGUGGGGUGCACUGGUGGUGGCAUGA